Messenger RNA from Drosophila biarmipes, 864 nucleotides. RefSeq lists its product as uncharacterized. The transcript has a single exon. The record is from RefSeq and is a predicted model, not a curated record. Bases 1 to 864 code for a protein of 287 amino acids. Gene Ontology annotation, molecular function: zinc ion binding. NCBI's taxonomy places the organism in Eukaryota, Metazoa, Arthropoda, Insecta, Diptera, Drosophilidae.
AUGAGGGUACGCAAAAAACAGAUUCGCAUUCUUCGCAUCAGUAAGGCGGAGAACAGCGACAUGGAGAGUCACAAAACAGAAAGCAGCAGUGCGGAUAAUACAACCAAGGCAGCUGACUCACUGCCGGCGUUGAAACUCUUGUGUUCCAUAUGCAGCGAGUUCUUCCGCGGAAGGGAUAGAAUUUGUAGUAUCAACACCUGUGGCCAUGUGUUCCACCAGAACUGCCUGAGACGCUGGCUCAAGAGAUCCACCACCUGUCCGCAGUGCCGCGCCUCCUGCCACUGGCAGCUCGUCUCCAGACUUCACCUAAACUUUGGUGCCGUCACGGAGCUUUGUGAUAAGGAGUCAACCGAAGCGGAAUCUCAUGAGACGGAUGCCCCUUUUCAGUGGGUGCCCAUGAAUCUGAAUGGGGAUACCAGCACUGAGGAUUCGUAUCUGCCCCCCGAGGGAGCUCUUCAAUGCGCAGUCAGCGACAGAGGGAAUCCCUCGUAUGUGGCACGAACCUAUUUAGAAUACGAUCGCCUGCCUGCUCAUUAUGUGCCCACGGAGAAGGUUGCUCACGGAGGCUGGAACGGCAAAGUCUAUACUUUUACGGAGGGGGUGGAGGUGCUGGUGCUCAAGGACUGCGACUACGAGUGGGUGGCUGGUCGGCAUGGUUCCUAUCCGGAGAAUGCGCUGCCCACGGGCUACGCGCGCUGGGACGAGGUCACCUACACGGGACGCGGUGUGUGCAACACAACCAUGCGGCUUGGCAAGGUCCAUCCCUCCUACAGGGCACUGUUCAUACCAAUCUGGAGUAGGGAGUUUGGCGUCAGUUCCUACGAGGUCCUGGUGCUCACUCCACGCAAUCAGCCUGACCAAUGA